ACCAGCUGUCUCUCAAGUCCCCCAUUAUAAGACCUAGGACUCCUUCAAAAACAGGAUCACAGACAUAACACAGAAAUCAGAAUGAGCCAUGGAAUUAUGCUUUCAGGAACAGGAAGCCAAACUGGGUCCUGUAAUUACUGCACAAAGCCUAACAUGCUGGCCUCCAUUACCAAGCUUGAGCCCGCUUCUCACCUUAGUUUCCGGCAUACCCAUCUUCCGAUGUCAAACUUUUCCGUUGAAUCACGAUAUGGGUCUUCUAGGGGGACACCAAAGGUUGUUUCUUGCAGUCUGCACGCGACGACGGAGAGUUUCUACGACUUGUUGGGCAUAUCAGAGAUCGGUACGAUAUUGGAGAUAAAGCAAGCAUACAAGAGACUUGCCCGGAGAUACCAUCCCGAUGUAUCACCGCCAGAACGGAUUGCGGAGAAUACAAAGAUGUUUAUUCAGGUUCAGGAAGCUUAUGAGACGUUGUCCGACCCCAAAAGCAGAGCUCUGUACGAUGGGGAUCUGGUUAGGGGAUUGCACAGGGCUUUCUCUGCCAGGGGUCGGUCUCAAUAUAGUCAGAAUAUGAGGGAGAAAAAUGAGUGCAGAAAUCGAUGGCAGGGUCAGCUCGCAGAGCUGGAAAGGAGGAAUAUGAAUAAGGAUUCGAGAGAGAAUAUGUCGUGGGGAGCAAGAAUGCGGAGGCAAAGAUGUAGGGAAGCUGAUGAUUUGAACUGAAUUUGCGAAAUACAAGCAAACCAAGUAAAAAGUCGGUGGUCUUUUCCCGAUUGGUAGGUGCUGGGCAAGACGAUGAAGUUGUAAACAUUGUGCCGGCAACAUCUAGGCUUACCGGCCUGUAUGCAUAAUUUUGACCAGCACAUUAAAAUUGAAUCGGAGUACUUUGUAUUUGAUAAAAAUAAAAUAAAAUUAUAUAA
Rubroshorea leprosula is the source of this 914-nucleotide messenger RNA. The record is from the annotation of a GenBank genome assembly. NCBI's taxonomy places the organism in Eukaryota, Viridiplantae, Streptophyta, Magnoliopsida, Malvales, Dipterocarpaceae.